Molecule: messenger RNA, 1205 nt
Organism: Paramecium octaurelia
Lineage: Eukaryota; Ciliophora; Oligohymenophorea; Peniculida; Parameciidae
Source: the annotation of a GenBank genome assembly
AUGAUUUAUUCUCAGUAAACAUUAUAAGAGAACAAAGAAAUGGAUUUACAAGGUAUUGAUACUUUUGAGCACCCUUUAGCUCAAUUAUAAUCCUUGAAAACUCGGUACAACCAAGUAUUUUAUGGAGUUAUUUUAGGAACGAUAAGAGUUUGUGCUUUUUAUGCAAGAGUACAUUGUAGAUUGCCUUACUUAUGAAAAUCAAGAGAUUGGAGAUGAUGUACAGACCUUCUAUAAUAUCAGUAGGUUGUUUAAACAAUAAAAAAUAUAUGUUAAAAAAUGGUGCUUAAACCCUUAUGGAAUUAUGAAGAUUUAAUUGUGGAAUUAGAGCAGCAACUAGAGACCUAGACACGUAUGCAAACUCUUUCUAUUUUUAAUAUUUUUAGACGAUUAUAUCGUAUUGAAUUAAGUCAAUUUAAUCAUUUCCAGUUUCGAUGCAUAAUACUAAAACAAGUUUAAUUAAAUAAGUACCCACUGUCUGUAGACACUAAAAAGCUUAUGUUCUACAGAGAAAAGGUAAUUAAAGAGGAUGACCAAUUAUAUUGAAGGUAUAUAUAAACAAUAACCAAAGUACAAGAAUUAAUUCCGAAUUAAUAGGAUAGAGUGGAAGAGAUUCAUGAGCUUCUUACAUCAUUAGUCUAGUACAAUCUAAUUAUAUUAAACUAGAAAUCAAGAUAAUGUACUAUCCAUAGAUUUCUGGAACUAUCCUCCCUACUAAUUUCUGAGCACAACUUAACAAGAUUUAUCAUAUUAGGUCAAAAAAUAGAAUGUCGAUGUUAUUUUGAUUGAUACAUAUGGGAUCAAUCAAGAAGUAGCAAGAGCUCUAUUUUAGCUAUUGCCAGAUUAUGAACUUAUUUUGCCUCAGCUCCUAUCCACAAUUAACUUAACCAAGGGCAAUUUGUAACAUGUAAGAAAUUUUAAAUUAUGCAUUAUUUCAGAGCCUGUCCAAUCUGUACGAUUUGCAAUUGAAAAUGACAGAUCAGUUGAAUCCUUUCACUUUGAAGGGAAAGGGAAUGGUUUGUUGUCAAGGUGAAGGUUUCACACCAAAUGAAUUUAUAUGUUUUUACUAUGGAGAAGUGUAUACACCUUAAAGAUGGUUUGAAAAAUAAACAAUAUUUCAUAAGANGCAAAUUCAUUUUAAUUUAAUUAUGAUUAAAAAUUUUAAUACUCUUUUUUAUUCUCAUAAUCGAUAAAGUGACGAAAAAUGA